This is a messenger RNA of Thlaspi arvense, 858 nucleotides long. NCBI's taxonomy places the organism in Eukaryota, Viridiplantae, Streptophyta, Magnoliopsida, Brassicales, Brassicaceae. The record is from the annotation of a GenBank genome assembly.
AUGAAAUUCGGCAAGAGCCUUAGCAACCAGAUCGAAGAAACCUUGCCUGAAUGGCAAGACAAAUUUCUUUCCUACAAGGACCUCAAGAAGAAGCUCAAGCUCAUGGAGCCUAGAGGCGGCGACAAUCGCCCAAACAAACGGUCAAGAUCCGACCCGAAUUCCGUCGACGCAGAUUCAACGGCUGGUAUGACGAAAGAGGAGCUCGAUUUCAUUCGACUUCUCGAGGAAGAGCUUGAGAAAUUCAAUUGCUUCUUUGUCGAGAAAGAGGAAGAAUACAUCAUCAGAUUAAAGGAAUUGAAAGACCAAGUGGCGAGGGCAAAGAAUUCAAAUGAAGAAAUGAUUAAUAUAAAGAAAGAGAUUGUAGACUUUCAUGGAGAAAUGGUCUUGUUGAUGAAUUAUAGUGCUCUUAACUAUACAGGAUUAGCAAAGAUUCUUAAAAAGUAUGACAAAAGAACCGGUGCUCUUAUCCGACUACCAUUCAUCCAAAAGGUUCUACAAGAACCUUUCUUUACGACCGACCUGCUCAACACAUUUGUAAAAGAGUGCGAGGCUAUGCUCGACCGCCUCUUCCCGUCUAACAAAGGUUGGAAUCCAGAGGUUGAAGGAGAGGCAACAACUUCGGUCAAGACAGCAACAGAGGGUUCUGAUCUUCUCAGAGUUCCAAAAGAUCUGUCUGAGAUUGAGUACAUGGAGAGCUUGUAUAUGAAGAGCACUGUGUCGGCAUUAAGGGUAUUAAAGGAGAUUCGCAGCGGUAGCUCCACGGUUAGCGUCUUCUCGUUGCCACCCUUACCGGCGAGUGGAUUAGAAGAUGAUUCCUGGAAGAAGAAAGUUGGUGUCCUCGAACAAGUAGCGAAAUAA